CCUGACAGUCGCAGAUGAGGGCACACACCGAACCACUAACAACAACAUGAAACGGAAGGAAACGGGCGAUACCGGAGAGAAGUACUUCAGUCAGCUUUCUGCACGCGUUUCCCCUGCAGUGAAAAACGUGGGGGCUUCGUGCUUCAGUAAACAGAAGCGGAGUUAUUAGUUGUUUACUAAAACGCUGCUUGCCAACACCGCCCUCCUCAUUCAGGCUUUGGUCUUCACAUGCCACUAUGAAGUACAUCCUGGUCACCGGUGGUGUCAUAUCUGGUAUCGGUAAGGGGAUCAUUGCCAGCAGCGUGGGAACAAUCCUUAAGUCCUGCGGUCUUCAUGUCACAGCCAUCAAAAUCGACCCGUAUAUUAAUAUUGACGCUGGGACCUUUUCGCCUUAUGAACAUGGUGAAGUUUUUGUUCUCGAUGACGGCGGGGAGGUAGAUCUGGACUUGGGGAAUUAUGAGCGUUUCCUGGACAUCCGCCUGACCAGAGACAACAACCUAACCACUGGGAAGAUCUACCAGUCAGUCAUUAACAAGGAAAGGAGAGGAGACUACCUGGGCAAGACUGUACAGGUGGUACCCCACAUCACAGAUGCCAUCCAAGAGUGGGUGAUGAAGCAGGCCAAGAUCUCGGUAGACGAUGAUGGUGUGGAGCCUGAAGUUUGUGUCAUUGAGCUGGGAGGCACAGUGGGGGACAUCGAGAGCAUGCCCUUUAUCGAGGCCUUCAGACAGUUCCAGUUCAAGGUGAAGAGGGAGAACUUCUGCAACAUCCAUGUCAGCUUGGUACCACAGCCCAAGGCCACAGGAGAGCAAAAAACCAAACCAACCCAAAACAGUGUCCGAGAGCUCAGAGGCCUGGGCUUGUCUCCAGAUUUGAUUAUGUGCCGCUGUUCAAUGCCCUUAGAAACGACUGUCAAGGAGAAGAUAUCCAUGUUCUGUCAUGUGGAGCCCUCUCAGGUGAUCUGUGUCCAAGAUGUCUCCACAGUCUACAGAGUGCCCCUGCUGCUUGAGGACCAGGGUCUUGUGAAGUACUUCUGUCAACGGCUGAACCUGCCUGUCAUGAUGAAGCCCAAGAAGAUGCUCACAAAGUGGAAACAGAUGGCUGACAGAUCUGACCGUCUCUUGGAGAAUGUUUCCAUAGCCCUGGUGGGGAAAUACACAAAGUUAGCUGACUCCUACACCUCUGUUAUCAAAGCCCUAGAGCACUCAGCCCUCGCCAUAAAUCACAAGCUAGAGGUCAAGUACAUAGACUCUGCAGAACUGGAGCCUAGCACUCUGAAAGAUGAGCCAGUGAAAUAUCAUGCAGCCUGGCAAAACCUCUGCAGUUCUAAAGGUGUGUUGGUACCAGGAGGCUUCGGUGCGAGAGGGACAGAGGGCAAGAUGCUUGCUAUUAAUUGGGCUAGAAAACAGAAUAAGCCAUUUCUGGGCGUGUGUUUGGGCAUGCAGCUGGCGGUGUGCGAGUUUGCUCGCAAUGUUCUCGGAUGGGAAGAUGCCAACUCCACAGAAUUUAAUCCCGAUUCACAAUACCCUGUGGUUAUUGAUAUGCCAGAGCACAACCCAGGGCAGAUGGGUGGGACUAUGAGGUUGGGGAAGAGACGGACUAUUUUCAAAUCCAUCCCCAGUGUACUGAAAAAACUGUACGGAGAUGUGGCAUACGUUGACGAGAGGCACAGACACAGAUUUGAGGUGAACCCUGAGCUGAAAGACCACUUUGAAACAAAGGGUCUUCGGUUUGUUGGCCAGGAUGUAGAAGGAGAGAGAAUGGAGAUCAUUGAAUUGGACGAUCAUUGUUACUUUGUUGGAGUGCAAUACCAUCCAGAAUUCAACUCCAGGCCUAUCAAACCUUCUCCUCCAUAUUUCGGUCUCCUGCUGGCUGCUGCAGGAAAACUCCAGGGCUACUUGAACAAAGGCUGUUGCCUUUCUCCACGGGACACUUACAGCUGCAGCAGCGGCAGCAGCUCUCCUGAAACGGAUAUCUGCGAGCUGAAGUUCCCCGCUUUGUCCGGAGACUAAAGCACAUAGUUGUGUUUGUGUUUGUGCACAUGUGCAGGUAAAUGCAAGGCCCAGAAAAAGAAACUGAUCUACUGACAAGUCAAUCUUUUUUUUUAUUAUUUAGCCGUUUUUACACUCUGUUUGGUACUAAAUGUUGUUUGUUUGUAGUUUAUACUGAGAAUAUAUUUUGCCUUCGGAGAUUGUAUGAAAGGUAAACGGCCGUGUUGUGGUUAGCUCCAUGGAGCUUUAGAGUUGCUGCAGUGAGCAAAAAACAGAAAAGUGUUUAUGAGGCAAAUGUAAGAAAAGGACACUGUGGAAUAACUGUGCAGAAAACGUUUGCUGAAUGAAAAAAAAUGGAAUAGGGUAAGACAUCGGCCUAUCAUAAUAUCGUAUGUCUUGCAACUUUAAUAUCAUGGUACUCGGGUUGUGAGGAGAUGGAGGGCUUAUUUUGCUGUUAGAUAUUGAGACUCUCAGAAUAAGCAGACCUGUUUGCAGGAAGCAUCAGCGGCAAAGGGUGAAGGUCAGAGUCAGGGUCUGUGCAAUCAGGUUUCCUGUCUUCCUGCAAAUUAAUCCAAUCUAAAGGAUGAAAUCACUGAUAAGAAACAGGACUAAGAAUGCAGUGACUUACCGGUUUCAUUAUUAAAUGUUGGGGCAAGGUUUUGUAAACAUAAAGGUUGCUGAGUUGGAUCUUUUAGUGCAGUGUAAACAAAUGGCAACAAAGUGGGAAAAGGAUCAUUGCACUAUGCUCACCAAAACAGACUGUACACCCCUCAGGUGCAUAACCCCUGCAUAAGAGAUGCUGGCAGUUUUAUUUUUUCAUUUUUACUAAAAUUGUAAACACAGAAAAAGGUUUGUGUGAUUUUAUACAUCCAUAGUGUUGUGAAAUAUAUUCAUGCAUUAUAAUUGUGAAAAUGGGAUUUUUCCUUCAGGUUCUGUCUACCAUCAAAAUCUGUAAUCAUGAUUUGAUACAUUUGUUUGUCUUUUUUGCCUGUGUAUUGCAUGUUUGUCAUUGUCUUUUAUAGGUUUAUUUUAUUAGUGUAUGUCUCCUUAUAGGUUUUAAUAUGACUUUGCAUAUGAAAAUACUCAUUCAGGGUUACAACACUAAAGUGUAAACUACAGGUUAUUCUGGUUUCAAAUAAUCUUAUACUGUUACAUGGAAUAAUGCAUGCUAAUCUGUACGUGAAAUUAACCUGGACAGCAAAGUUGUGCUUUUGUGACUCUGGGGUAUAUAUGAAAUAUUCUGUCCUAACAACAUGACUUGUUUAUUUAAUAUCAAGGACAAUGGGUUUAAAUUCUGCAUGAGAGUUGUACUAGGCAAACUUGCACUUUUGGAUGUUUAGGUUUUUUCUGCCUUUUUAAACCAGAACUCACCAGUUUAGGUUGCAUGACUUUUAUGUUUGAGACCUUUUUCCUGCUGACAUCGACAAACGGUUUUGAAGUCCAUUGCCUUUUACUGCCAUAUCUGACCCAGAACUUCCUAAAACGGAUUUUGCUGACGCACAGUCAUCUGACAAUCCAGUCAGUUGAUGUGUCUCUUGAUCAACAGUAUUAAUUGAAAAAGAAAGCUUGCCAUAUGAAAAGUAAUUCAGUCUUCAAAGCUGAAACUUGGAUCUCAUUUCAAAACAACAGUAGCAGUCAACUGUAGAUGACACGGUUCAAAGUUACAUUUUCACUUGUAGUCUUGUCAAACUGAGUGAUAUUAAAUAAUGACAAUGUUUUCAUUUAUAUGUUGGUGACUCAUAUGUAUUGGGGAUAAAAAACACAUUUUAUAUUUAUAAAGUUCAGAUGCAUGUAUGAUGUGCUAUAUGUAUUUAUUCUGAAUAAAUCUAUUUUUAUUCACAGUGA
Larimichthys crocea (large yellow croaker) is the source of this 3836-nucleotide messenger RNA. RefSeq names its product CTP synthase 1. Gene Ontology annotation, molecular function: CTP synthase activity; identical protein binding. Gene Ontology annotation, cellular component: cytoophidium; cytoplasm. The record is from RefSeq and is a predicted model, not a curated record. Lineage: Eukaryota; Metazoa; Chordata; Actinopteri; Sciaenidae. The coding region runs from base 237 to 2012 and encodes 591 amino acids. The transcript has 18 exons. Gene Ontology annotation, biological process: pyrimidine nucleobase biosynthetic process; CTP biosynthetic process.